Sporothrix brasiliensis 5110 is the source of this 237-nucleotide messenger RNA. RefSeq lists its product as uncharacterized. The record is from RefSeq and is a predicted model, not a curated record. NCBI's taxonomy places the organism in Eukaryota, Fungi, Ascomycota, Sordariomycetes, Ophiostomatales, Ophiostomataceae. Bases 1 to 237 code for a protein of 78 amino acids. The transcript has a single exon. Gene Ontology annotation, biological process: spliceosomal complex assembly; regulation of mRNA processing.
AUGGCUUCUGAUGAGGUUGAAUCUCCGACAUCUCGGCCUAGUUCGCGGAACGAGACGCCGCCCAAGCCGGACGCCACUCCAAGCAACAUUGAAGAAGGCGCCGAUGUGUAUCGCACGGGUGGAUUCCACCCAGUCUAUGUCGGCGACGUGUAUGCGGGCAAGUACAAAAUCUUGAACAAAAUUGGAUUCGGGGUGUACUCGACCGUCUGGCUGGUCCGAGACGUGACAAAAUCGUGA